AUGGAGGUGGAGGAUGACGAGAAGAGCAAGCAACUCAUCCUAUGGAACGUCUGCAACCCGUUCAUCGACACGCCUUUUGGGCUGGAGGUGCGCACCUUCACCUUUGUGGGGCGUACGCUGCACUUCCACCAGCGACCCUGGGUCGAGGGCGCCAAGUCCAUCGGCGCCGUGCUGUGGGACGCUGGCUACGAGCUGGCUCGGUACCUGGAGAGGCAUUUCGGGGAGGGCGGGCUGCGAGGGAAGAGGGUGCUCGAGCUGGGCGCGGGAACGGGCAUCGUUGGCAUGGUCGCCUCCCUGCUCGGGGCCGACGUUGUGCUCACGGAUGGCGACGAGGAGGCGCUAACCAACCUCCGAAGGAAUGUGGAAGCGAACCACUCCGACCUCCGCGGCUCCGUCACGGUCAUGCCGCUCCGAUGGGGAGAAGAUAGCACGGCCGUGCGGGAACUGGGUCCGUUCGACUUUGUCAUCUGCGCCGAUCUGGUCUACGGGAGCAAGGAGGAGGCUCACCGGGCGCUGCUCGCCACGCUCCGCGAGCUGGCGGCAGAUGCCUCGUUGUCGCCGCCGGCGCGGCACCAAAUGGCCAUCUUCUUCGCCUACACCCCGCGCGAGGUGAGCCGCGAGGCCGUCUUCUUCCACCGCGCCCGGCGCUACUUUGAGCUCAUCAAGGUGCCCUCAUCAACGCUGCCACCAGAGAUGCAAGCCAGAGAAAUGGAGAUUUUCACCUUUCUCCCCAAGGAACUAAAUAACAAAUAG
Molecule: messenger RNA, 753 nt
Organism: Acanthamoeba castellanii str. Neff
Lineage: Eukaryota; Discosea; Longamoebia; Acanthamoebidae
Product: nicotinamide n-methyltransferase
Exons: 5
Coding region: 1-753 (250 amino acids)
Biological process (GO): peptidyl-lysine methylation
Cellular component (GO): cytoplasm
Molecular function (GO): protein-lysine N-methyltransferase activity
Source: RefSeq, a predicted model, not a curated record